AACUUUUUAGGGUUUUAACCUUUCAGGUUUUCACAGACUAAAAACAAGACAGCUGAGACAAACCUUUACAAAAAUCUGUUGAGUUUCUCAUUUUCAUAAUUUCGUUACAGAUUUCGGAUUCGAAUGUUCAUUUGUAUAUAGCAAAUCUGGGAUUUAAAAUUUCGAGAUAUCAUAUACGAUUCUCAGAGUUCAGAGCCGGUGUAGUCGUGACAGACACUGUGAAGUUUUAAAGCUUAUGGCCAAAGUGGCAUAAAAAGGUAUGUUUGUCAUCUUGAGAUGCAAAAAAAGCAAGGAUACCUAUUCGAUUAAUUUUUUUUCAUGGGUUCUCGACCAGGGUUAUCACACAGCAAAAUGAAGUUAAAGGUCGUGUGCUGGAAAGCAUAUAAUUAUGUUCGAUAUGAUUUGAAACAAAUUGCCUUCCCUUCAUCUUUGCCUGAUCCCCUUCACAUUACAAAGCGAAGAAAAUUAACCUGGAAGGAACGAUAUUAUGUUUUGAAGCAAGCAUCUGGGCUCUAUGCAGCAAGCUGGGUAAGGGAUAUUGGUCCUGAUCUUCGGCCAAAUGACUACAAAAAGGAGGAUCAGUUCACAGAUAAACAUGAUGAUGGAGUAAAUGCCAUAGCAAAUGAUAAAGAACCUUCCACAUUAGAGGAUCUUGCGGUUGCUGCCAGAGGGGGAAUGGAAACUCUAAGGCCUGCUUUACAACGUGUCUACAUGACAAGGGCAUCUUCCUAUAGAGAUGCUCUCAAGAGCUUCAUACAAGGGUAUCAAGAAGGCAUACAGCAAGUCAUGUCGGGGAAGGAUGAUCCCAAAAUUCAUCAGCCGGAAGACCCCCCUAAGAAAUCUGAUUGAUCCUUUAUAAUAGGACUAUAUUUAGUUGUUUUUCAAGAAACAAAAUAAAUGAAACGUAUGAUGUCAGUUGAUUAGUUAGAGAAGCUUUGACUUCUAGAAGUGGUGUAUAGAAUGCCCUCUUCUUUUUUGGAUCAAAUUGUGAAAACUUCACUUAGGAAAUUUCAGAGAACAUUCUACU
Molecule: messenger RNA, 1027 nt
Organism: Papaver somniferum (opium poppy)
Lineage: Eukaryota; Viridiplantae; Streptophyta; Magnoliopsida; Ranunculales; Papaveraceae
Exons: 5
Coding region: 319-849 (176 amino acids)
Source: RefSeq, a predicted model, not a curated record